AUGGCUUAUUUAAGGAGAUUCAGAUUCCUUCGCUCAGUGAGCUUCAAAGGGAAUCCAUGCUGCGAUGAUCCCAUGGCUUAUCAGUUUAUGAAAUCAGCGUUAGUGAGGGUAACCUACCUUGAUUAUAAAAUUAUCACGGAUGAAGAGAGAGAAGGUGGGAGAGCUCUUUUUAGAGGUCUUUUGCGGAAAUUGGACGAGGCAGAUGAAAAGGCAGAAAAUGAAAGGAUUUCUAAAGAAGAUUACGAAGCCAAGGUUGAGUUUUACGCGCUCUCAUUUGUCGAGUACUUGAGCGGGCCGGAGCUUCUAGAGUCCAUGUUUGAGAAAGACCCGGACGGAUCACUACUUCUUCAAUUGGGCGGAGAAUUGUUGAACUUCUAUGAUCAAUACAAGGAGCAAUAUGUGGACACGAUGGCUGGACUAGUAGAGUUCGCUCAACAGGCUUAUAAUGAGAGGCAGUACGAAAUUAAAUUAUUUAAAGAUCUUGUGGAUAACGCAUUGGCAGACAGCGUGAAUAAAAGUAAAGAGGUAGUAAAGAAGUUUGAAGAUAAGAAAGCACGACUUGUAGAGCAGAUGAACGAGAUAAUUGUGAAGUUCGCAGCAAAACAAGCAACUCUGGAGCAACUGGAGCCAAGUAUCGUAGACCUCGGAGAGACCUUCAAUGACACGUUGUUUGAACUUUGGAAGAACCUUAUGACAAUAGAAAUGCAGCUGUUCGAGCAAUGCGAGGAGUCCCGAACGCAGUUCGCGGUGAAUCUUACGGAGAUGGUGAGCAAGCUGCUGGAUGAGUCGCGUGGCGCGUUCGGCGCGUGGCGCGAGAGCGAACUAGUGUGGAGUACGCGCCAAGCCGACACACUCGCCAACAUGCUCGGUAAUAGGCUGUUGUUGGGCGACGCACCGCCAGACUUGGUAGAGAUUAUGAUGGACCGCGACACGAUGAUGAACGUGGUGGCUCAAUCGUCGGACAAUCACAUACGUUUCAUCGACGCGCGCGAAGAUCUGCUAAUAUCACGCGCCAAUAACUGGCGUGACCAGCUCAUCAGUGGAACUAACGAUAACGAAAUAAAGCGAAACAGAGACAGGAUAUUAGAAAUAAAUUAUUUUAUGGACAAUCAGAGGGAAGCAUGGAUGGAUAUGCAAAUGAGUUUGACGGAAGCCGUCGACCCAGAGGCAGCUGCGUUAUUUUCUGAAGAUUAUAGUUAA
This is a messenger RNA of Parnassius apollo (apollo), 1200 nucleotides long. NCBI's taxonomy places the organism in Eukaryota, Metazoa, Arthropoda, Insecta, Lepidoptera, Papilionidae. The record is from the annotation of a GenBank genome assembly.